Molecule: messenger RNA, 225 nt
Organism: Auxenochlorella protothecoides
Lineage: Eukaryota; Viridiplantae; Chlorophyta; Trebouxiophyceae; Chlorellales; Chlorellaceae
Exons: 1
Coding region: 1-225 (74 amino acids)
Source: RefSeq, a predicted model, not a curated record
AUGAGCCCGCGUCAGCACCGCCGCCGUCCCAUGCCAGCAGCGAUCCUGAGGUGCGCCAGCCAGACUCGGAGGGCUCGGUCCCGGCUGCCAAUCCCGGCUCCUGUACCCCUCGGGAUUGUGCGUCUGCACCCCCUCUGGCACCCCCGACUCCGGCAGCGCACCAUUCGCCCCCUCUCGGGGUUGCCAGCCCCAGCAAGAAUGAGGACGGGGUGCUGCAGCCCUUAG